CCCGCCCGUUCCGGCGCGCGCGCACGCGCGGCCCGGCGCGGCGCUCGGGGCCGCCGUCGCAGCCAUGUCGGCCGCCUUCAGGAAAGCCGCCAAGGCGCGGCAGCGCCCGCACCGCGAGCGGGCUCAGCCCGCCGCCCGGACGAAGCUGGGCUUGCUGGAGAAGAAGAAGGACUACCGGCUCCGCGCCCAUGACUACCACAAGAAGCAGAAUGCUCUCAGAGCGCUGCAGAAGAAAGCUCUGGACAAGAACCCCGAUGAGUUCUACUUCAAAAUGAUACGUGCAGAGGUCAAGGAUGGAGUCCACGUAAUAAAGCAGCCAAAGGAUGAAAUUACCCCAGAGCAGGUGAAACUGAUGAGGACACAGGAUAUUAAAUACAUAGAAAUGAAAAGAGUUGCAGAAGCCAAGAAAAUCGAGCGGCUGAAGGCAGAGCUCCACCUGCUGGACGCCGCGGGGAGCAGCGCGCGCCGGCACCUCUUCUUCGUGGACACGGAGCGGGAAGUUAAGGAGUUUGAUAUUGCUGCUCACCUGGACACCCUUCCUGAGCUGGUAGAUAGAGUGUACAACCGACCAACCAUUGCAACGCUGCAGAGAGAGGCAGUGAAGGGACCUACUGAUCCUGUCCACCUAAAGAAAUUAGCCCAGCAGAGGAAGAACCAGUAUGACCUCCUGAGGCAGCGCAUCGAGAGGGAGAAGGCCAUGUUUGUCAUCUCCCAGAAAAUCCAGACACGGAAGGAUCUCCUGGACAAAACUCAUAAAGUAAAGGUGAAGAAAGAAACAGCGACUGGUCCAGCUAUUUACAAAUUCAAGUUUCAGAGGAAACGUUAGCCAUUUCACAGAAUAAUUGUUACAAUCUUUGCUCAGAAAGGAGGAGCCAUAUCUCUUGGAGAGGGAAGGUGCCAGCCUGCGUUUGUCUGCAGCUCAGCACUUUGCUGAAACAAAUCACUGUGGGCCUGUGGCAGCCAUCAGUGUGUUUCAUCUAAUUAAUUGAUUAAUAAAUCAGAGUUUGUUCUGUUGAUGUUGAUGGUGGGAAGCCA
Messenger RNA from Lonchura striata (white-rumped munia), 1035 nucleotides. It is a transcript of the gene UTP11, whose product is annotated as UTP11 small subunit processome component. The record is from RefSeq and is a predicted model, not a curated record. Lineage: Eukaryota; Metazoa; Chordata; Aves; Passeriformes; Estrildidae. Gene Ontology annotation, cellular component: nucleolus; small-subunit processome. Gene Ontology annotation, biological process: rRNA processing.